Molecule: messenger RNA, 1041 nt
Organism: Acanthocheilonema viteae
Lineage: Eukaryota; Metazoa; Nematoda; Chromadorea; Rhabditida; Onchocercidae
Source: the annotation of a GenBank genome assembly
AUGACAAUGAAUAGUGAAGGCCGAUAUCAGAUGGCCAACGGAUAUCAUUCAUGGCUUAGUAUUUUUCAAAUGUUCGAUACAAAUUAUGAUGGUUAUAUUGCAACGCAUGAUCUGAGACGAUUUGUUCGUAAUUCAGCAGCUUCGUUUGGAUUAUCAAGGGAGGAAGCGGAUGCUUUAUUGAGAAAUAUUGAUAGGAAUGGUGAUCAUCUACUCGAUUUUGCUGAAUUCUGUACCCUGAUGAGCAGGGCUAAGAAGUUACGCAUGCGACAUGUAUUAUUUCGAGCGGCGCAAAUGGUGGUGCCACGAAGCAGUCGAACAGUACCAUUUAAUUAUUUGCAACAAUAUAACUGCUUUCCUCCACCAUUUUUCAUGAUUUGCAUAUCUAUCUUAGAGAUAGCAAUAUAUGUUUACUAUGUUGCACAAUUGAGGAGUGGAAUUGAAUUGUAUGGACCAGUGCCGCAAAAAUCUCUUCUCAUAUUCAAUCCUCAUAGAACUAAUGAAGUGUGGCGAUAUUUCACUUAUAUGUUUAUUCAUAUUGGGAUAACACAUUUAAUUUUUAAUGUAUUAACACAAAUCAUUCUUGGUAUUCCACUUGAGUUAGUUCAUAAAUUUUGGCGAAUUGCUUUGGUAUAUCUAUCUGGUGUUCUGGCUGGUUCUUUGCUAGAUUACGCUAUUGAUCCGCGGACAUAUUUGGCCGGAGCCUCUGGAGGUGUGUAUGCUUUGCUUGCAGCACAUAUAGCCGAAUUACUCAUUAACUGGUCCGAGAUGGAAUUUGCAUUUUCCCGAGCUCUUGCUUUAGCCAUCCUGAUCGCAAGUGACGUAUCCGUGGUCAUCUAUCAUCGCUACUAUCUUAACGCUACAGAUAAAGUAUCUCAGGUAUCGCAUCUUGCUGGCUUCGUGGCUGGCGUCUUAAUGGGUACUGUCGUGUUGCGUAAUUUUCGGAAAAAAAAUUGGGAGCGUGUGAUAUGGUGGAUUGCUUUUGCAAUAACAUGCCUUUCAUUCUCGACACUUAUCAUACUCAAUGUCAUGCAACAUAUCUGA